Messenger RNA from Paramuricea clavata, 3728 nucleotides. The record is from the annotation of a GenBank genome assembly. Lineage: Eukaryota; Metazoa; Cnidaria; Anthozoa; Malacalcyonacea; Plexauridae.
AUGGAUUCUCCUGUUUUUAAGGAUAAAUUACGAAGAGUGAGUCAAAGUAUGAAAUGAUUCUGGAUGAUGGGAUUUAAGAAGUUUUGUUUACUUCUCCCCAGUUCCCCAUCUUUGUCACUUGAUGUAUUUAAUAAAAAAGUACACAAAAAAUAUUUGAAAUAUGUCUUCAAUUUUAUAUUUAUUGAUCUUGGCUUAACUUUAAGCUAAAAUGGCUGGAUAUUGGAGAUUAUAUAGCAGUAUUUAUAUUUCUGUCUGUCUAGGUGUUUUGGCUGCAGCGAAUGGACAAAAUCCAAUGACCAGCUCACCUAUGUCGUCGAUUAUAUAUUUUUACAAUAAAUCUUCAAAUGUCAGGUAAUGCUUAUUAUUGUUAAAUAAGUCUGAUAAAGAUUAGGUUUUAAUCUACAGUAUUUUGAUUUCACAAUGAGGGAUUUAUAAUUCAUAAUAUUUCGCUUUAUAUAAUUUUUGUAUUUUUAUUUGAAAGCGUUUAUAUAUUAUUGCAAAAAAUACAAGACGCACUUAUAAAGCACUUAACGACGUGGCAAGAACGUGUUAAUAAUACUGUGACUAAAAAUAAUUGCUUAUUUCCUGUAGUUUAUCAGUGUGUCUCAGACAGGAACGGUUUACAAGAAAAUAGUGUACUUGAGAAAUUGAUAUGCCUGACUACACACAAGUUAAAUCUGGUCAAAAAGGUCAAACCGUAAAUCUAGUCUGUGCAUGAUAUGUCCUUUGUAGGCCCUUUCAAGUAGGUCAAACAUUGAGUGAAUGCAUGCCAUGGAGAACAGCAGUAUUUUCAAAACAAUGAAAAGACAAUGCAGGCCCUGUAUGGAAUGACAUUUUUUGUGCACCGCCCGCACAUUUGCCAAAAUGUGCACCAAAAUACUAGUAAAUAUAUUAGCAGGAGCAACGUUGUGCACGGCACAUGUGCCGUGCACACCACUUACAUUCCAUACUGGAUGCAGGCUGCCUUAGCCAGAGGUUUCGUAUGUAUAUAUAUUGGUAUAUAUAGAGGAUAUUACAUGGCGGCACAAAGAUAUGACUUUUAUCUUCGAGUGGUGAAAACAAUAUUUUACGAAUGAGCACAGCGAGUGAGUGAAAUAUUGUUUUUAAUACGAGAAGAAAAAAGUCAUAUCUUCAAGCCACCGUGUAAUGUUCUGUUUAUUAUAUAGUCCCAAGCAAAAAAUGUGAAAUUUCACGCUCUAAAGCAAAUUGUCACGUGAUCGAUAUCUUCACUAGUGAAGAUAUGGAUAUCUUCACUAGUGAAGAUAUGGAAAAUAUCUCACUGUGUAGUUUUCAGUAUCUCACUCUCUAAUAUAUAAUAAACCAUUUUACAUUUGUUAUACAGAAUUUUAUUUUAAAAUAGUUGAAAUACAGGUAUCGUAGUGUGGAAUUUUGGGUAUACUGGUAUAUUGAGCCAGUGUUAUGGAGUAUAUUGGUAUUCUGGCUGAGCCUAACGAUGGAAUAUUCCAAUCACUGAAUGGUUAUUAGACCUGCCAAUUCACCCAAAUCUUUCAACUGGUGACACCUGAUUUUUUAACAAAUCUCCAGAUCACUGUUCUAUUGUCAAUAUAUUCUUUAUAUUAAAUCUUUGCAGUUGUUGAUUAGGUUGCAUUUGCCAAUUUCAACAUUGUUUUCCUCAUGGGAUUUCAGACAUCCUCAUAUAUAUUUUAUUUCAUAAUCACAGUAAUAACCAUCCUAUACAGUAUGUCACCAUGUUAACAAAGUUCAUUUAUUUCAGUAAUGGUACCACUCAGCCACCAGUAAUAACCACCCUACGCGCCACCACUGUAACAACGACAGAAGAAGCACCAGCAUCAGCAGAGGAGGAACAUGAGAAGUCGAUGGAAAUAUUUUUCAUUUUGUUAGUUGUUGGUAAAUAUCCUGGAUUUUUAUUUUGCUUUUCUGAGCGACUUUACUAGAUAUUAUUCCAGUUAUGUCUUCAGGUCAGUCAUGGCGUCGUGUACGCACAGCGUACCUAUUUUUAAUUAUUACCAGAGGUAUUAUUGUAGGUAUGCAUGUUCAUCAUUGGCAACAUCAUGUACGCACAGCGUACCUAUUUUUAAUACUAUUAACUUAUUACUUAGGGCCUGUUGUUCAAAGAUUGGUUAGUGUUAACCCUGGGUUAAAAUUUAACCCGCUGUUUUGGUUUGUUUAUUUCUGCAUGUCUGUUUAUUUCUAAACUCCAGGGAAAUAAACUCCUAUGAUCCAGCCAAGAUUGCUGAAGAAAUAUUUCCAAAUUUAUAGACAAGCUGUCAGGAAGUUUGCUUUAAACUUUAGGUUAACAUAAGUUUAAGCUAAUCAGCUUUUGAACCAACUGCCCCAGGUUUAUAUCCAACAUCAUGUACGCAUAUCGUACCUAUUUUUAUUAUUAUUUGUACUUUUCUAGGCUUGUGUAUUUUUGUGAUCUACUUUCUUAUCAAACAUCGCUUUCAUUACCUUCCUGAGAGUGUUGCCGUUGUUUUCUUAGGUAUGGUUACAUUUUUUCUCAACCAGUUUGUUGGUUCAUCUAUCAGCCAGUCCAUCGGUCAGCCACAUUAGUUGGUCGGUCAGCAAGCCUUGCCCUGACUCAAAAACAAAUGCACUUGACAAAUAGCGCAUCUCUGUGACCCAACAGACGCUUCCAGAAAGUACGUCACCUUCGCAAUAAAGCAUCGUUUUCGUGGUUGAGAUGUUGGGCUUUAAUUGAUAUCACACGCACGAAAACGAGGUUCUAUAGCCAAAGAGAGAUACUUCAGCUCCGGAAGGGUGUAUUACGACGCUUUUCUCGCGCACCUACUAAAUUAGAAUGAAUGACACAUUUGUUUUUGCAAUAGUAACAUUUAUUGCCCAGGUUUCAAAUAAGGUUUAAAUUAGUUUCUUCAUCGUGAAAAAAGACGCUUGACAAAACGCGUGGAUACAUGUUUCGAGACGCGCGCAAGGGCGCGCUCGACAGACAGAACGCAAUUCUGAGCAAGGCCUGUCAAUAGUUAGUCAGUAAGUCAAACAGACCGUCAUUCGGGCAGUCAUUUGGGCAGUCAGCAAGUUUGUCAAUGAAUGAGUCACACAGUUACUUCAUGACAAUUUUGCUUUAGGUGCAUUGGUGGGUCUGAUCACGAAAUUUUUGACUCAUUUUAAUGUUGGAAAUUGGAGGGUGAGUAAAUACAUAGUACAUGUGAAAAACAUCACUGAAUCAUUCAUUCAUUAUCAACGUGGUUUCAAUCAAAUGAUCUAUUUUCUAGCAAGAAGAAGAGUUGGAUCCUACAAUAUUCUUUCUCAUUCUUCUGCCACCAAUUAUUUUUGAAUCUGGUUACUCCCUUCAUAAGGUAUACGUACGCCAUUCUCUUGGAAAGCGAUUGUAGUUUCAAUGUUUGUAGUAUUUUUGUAGCUACAUUAAUUCACAAUUUUUCACUGUGUAUAGGGUAAUUUCUUUGCGAACAUUGGGACCAUUUUAUUAUUUGCCGUGUUUGGUACAGCUAUCUCAGCUACAGUUGUGGGUGGUGGCGUUUAUGUCCUUGGCCAGGUAUGAUAUUCACGUGUUCUGAUUGCCAACACGAUGAGCCAGACACACAGCUGUAGGCUAAGGAUCGUCUAACAUAAAUCGUCAGACUUUUUACCUCCCUGUCCACACAAACUGAGCUAGGAGAGCGGAGAUACGACGUUUUGGUGCACAGUUGGUUGACUAUACAACAUUUAUGACUUGUUAUGCUGUUGUUUUAGGCUGGGAUUGUCUUUAAACUCAGCGUGGUAGAAAG